GUUAUGUAAGAAGGGUCGAUAGGAACGGGCAUGCGCGGCGGCCCGGCCGCCCCUCGCACUAUCGCUCGUGCGCGGAUAUAGCACGGACGUGCCAUUUUUUUAACCGCGUUUUUCGUUUCCCUUUCGUUCUUUCCGUUUAUGAUUUAAGCCGCCACCAUGUCCAAAGGCGACAGUGAAAACCAGAACGGCUCGGGCGAGGAGUCCAAGACGAACCUGAUCAUCAACUACCUGCCGCAGAGCAUGACGCAGGAGGAGAUCCGCAGCCUGUUCUCCAGCAUCGGCGAGGUGGAGUCGUGCAAGCUGAUCCGCAACAAGGGCGCGGCCUUCCCGGACGCGCUCAACCACGCGCUGCACGGCGGCGGCCAGAGCCUGGGCUACGCGUUCGUCAACUACCACCGCGCCGAGGACGCGGAAAAGGCCAUUACAACGCUCAACGGGCUGCGGCUGCAGAACAAGACCAUCAAGGUGUCGUACGCGCGGCCCAGCAGCGAGGCCAUCAAGGGCGCCAACCUCUACGUGUCCGGCCUGCCCAAGACCAUGACGCAGGCCGAGCUGGAGCGCCUCUUCAGCCCGUAUGGCCGCAUCAUCACGUCGCGCAUCCUGUGCGAGAACUCCGGCGGGCGGCCCUUCACCGGCGGCGAGCAGGGCCUGUCCAAGGGCGUCGGCUUCAUCCGCUUCGACCAGCGCGUGGAGGCGGAGCGCGCCAUACAGGAGCUGAACGGGACAGUGCCGAAGGGAGCGUCGGAGCCGAUCACGGUGAAGUUCGCGAACAACCCGAGCAACAACGGCAAGGCGCUGGCGCCGCUGGCCGCCUACCUGCCGGCCGCGCUGCGCUUCCCGGCGCCGCUGGGCCGCUUCAGUUCAGGCAAGUCGCUGCUAGCUAUUAACAAGGGCCUCCAGCGCUACAGCCCGCUGGCCGGCGAGCUGUUGGGUGGCGUGCUGCCCGGCGCCGUCGGCUCCGAGUGGUGCAUCUUCGUGUACAACCUGGCGCCGGAGACCGAGGAGAACGUGCUCUGGCAGCUCUUCGGGCCCUUCGGCGCCGUGCAGAGCGUCAAAGUGAUCCGCGACCUGCAGACCAACAAGUGCAAGGGCUACGGGUUCAUCACGAUGACCAACUACGACGAGGCGGUGGUCGCCAUCCAGUCGCUCAACGGGUACACGCUCGGGAACCGCGUGCUGCAGGUCAGCUUCAAGACCAACAAGAUCAAGACGAUCUAAGCGGCCCGCGCGCGCCCCGGCCUCGGCCGCUAGGACGGCACAAGGGGCCGCACCCAUACAUACCGCUCGCGGACGCUCCGCCAGGCGGCGCCACCUAAUACCUAAACUAAUUGUAAAAUAGCGAAUGUUUUGACUCGCUCUUUUGUGCGGCGGCUCUUUGUUCCCCAGCCGCCAUUUUCGACCCGGAAUUAGGUUAAGUGUUUCGGGAAAUCAAAAUGGAGGCGUGCACUGCGCAUGCCCGCGGAAAAUGGCGACCGCUGAAUGAAAAGCCCCCGCGAGCACGCAAUAAAUAUUAGAACGACUCGCGGCAUCAAAUGCCGAGUUCUCUGGCCAGACUUGAUACAUAUUGGUAAUAGUCAAUAACAAAAUAAUGAUAUUAAACUUCGCUUAUGAACGGUUGUGGUAUCGAGAAAUAGUUUUCGAAUAUAAUAAAUAAUGUUAGCAAUAAUAACCUUAUGCUAUGCUCCAAUUUUGUAAGCGACCAUAUCGUGUAGGUAACAUGUACGGCCGCCGCAUUGCCAAACGAACAGUUCACGUGUCGCCCAGGGCACCUAAUCGAAGUAAAAUAGUGUUAUAUUGUUAAAGAUUGGAAAAUAUAUAUUAUCUAUACGUAUAUUUUAAUCAUAUAUUAAACUAAUUAAGGAUGAAAACUAAUCAAAAACUGUGAUAGGUUUUGAUAAAAUUUUAGAAAAAAAUGAAAAACGGAAAAAGAUCUGUGGAAAAUUCGUAUAACAGCGGCGAUGGGGCUGAAGCGAUGUAGGUAGGUUAGAAAUUUUUUGAGAUAACUUUUGCGAAAACUGGCGCAUCUGGUGUUGAUCACGUAUCGGAUGGCGCGCUACGUCGACACGGACUCAACUGGACGGCGGACGCCCCGGGCGGAUCGAUCGAGGCCGGGCGGCGGAACAUGGUGCAACCCUAGUCGUAGACAUCCCGCUCGAUGUCCACAUCGGUACCUGCUACUCUAAUGUAUGGAUGCGACCCUGCGUCUAUUCGAUGUAGGCUUUAAUUGUCUUAGUCUAAAUGGAAAUUUGUAAAUAGAAAAAAAGUUGUUUAAUAAAAUAAUCGUACUCUCCGCGUCUACACUCCGUAUCACAAGUAUCAUACCCGACAAAGACCUAUAUUUGAACAUCGAACUUGAAUAGAUAUACUAUCGUGCCGUCCUAACGACCCUACGAUUUUUGUAAAAAAAAUAUAUACUUAAUAUAUGUAAAAACAGUUUUGUAACAUUUCAGAUAUUAAUAGGUACUCAUACCAUACCAAAGAUGGAGAUUAAAAUUUACAAGUAUUUAUAUAUUUAUUAUAAAUGUAAAACGUGCAAUAACUAAUAGGCGGUAAUUUAAUAAAAAUAUAUUAAACAAAUAACUCGAAGAGGCGUGGUAGGCUCGCCGUUUCGUUUACUAUUUAUUGUGACCUAUUGGUUCCCGCCGCUGGCGACACUUUCGACUUUCCUUCCUUUAACUAUUUAAAAAAUUAUAAAAAAAAUACUUUUUGCUUUUUUCGAUACAGCUUCGGAUAUGCUUAACAUUCCAUUUUUAGUCUUAAUACGUUUUAGGUGUACUGUAUUUAAUUUAGUCGAAAUUGUGAGUUACCCCUCGCUCGGUCGACCUCGUCGGGGAGGCCGGGAGAGAAUUACCUAUGUUUAAUUAAUUUAAUAAUUUAUAAUUAGUUGUAACGGGUGCGGUUGACAGAACUGCAAGUGAGCACAAGUCACGGACCUUGUAUAUUCUAUAUACUUAGUAGUGUCUUAGGUUAACCAUGGUUGUUGUGUUUUGUGUUACCUCGGACUUGUCGGCUAUUCUUACCCGUCCGGGUUAUAGUAUUCGAAUAGUUGAACUUGAUGUUGGUAUAUAACCUUAAAUUAAUAAUUUCAAUACAUUAUCUGUUUAGAUUUACUCAUUAAUUUAGUGCUCGUGCAAUUCAUUGUAUUUAAAUUAGGAGUGUAUUAACUUAUUUAUAUUUAGUGUAUAAUUUAAUGUAAUCAAAUGGCCGCUCGGCCAUGUUGAGUUAUUUAUUAGGGAAAUGUACAUCGCGAGGAAUCUCGAAGUUUGGAUAUGAUUUAACACGUUCGCAUAUGGUUUCGAUUCGUUUGGUCUGUUUUCGUAUAAUUCUGUACUUUUGAAUCGAAACAAAAACACCAAAAUAAUAUAACUGAGAAUUCAUCGACUAUUUAGAUAAUAAAUUAAUGUGAGAUAUUGAGAUUGCUAAUAUUUUGGAGUGAGGUUGAUUAGGUAUAAUGAUGUCACUCGUAUGUUAUUACUAGAAUGUUUUGCGUGUACCCAUCAUUUCUCGGUAAUAAUUAUUAAAGAAUAAUAAUGAUAAAUUAAUAAUAAAGCUCAAUAGAGUAGUGGGCCCGCGCCCAGUAGUUUACGAAACGGGAAAAGCAAUAAUAAAUAUAUUGUGAAAUUUUAACACACAGACGACGUGCGUUGCGGUUAACUUGAUAUUUUUAUAUGUAUUUUAAUAUACUGUAAUUCAUAUCUUCAUAGUUGUAAGCGGCUAGCAGCAAAACGUUCUACUAAUAACUGAUCGUUCUAAAGGCACUAAUAACUUGGACGUACUGUUUAAAAUAAGCGAAAACAAUAUUUAGCUAUAGCGAUCAAAGGGUUAAGACUCGACUUUAUGCGUGUUAGUAUUGCUAGCGUGGCCACAUAUGAAACCUGCACUUUCUGAAAGUUUUUCAUGAAUAAGAAGAGUUAUUAGAGCCUUGGCAAGCGUUACCCAACACGACGCCAUGGGCUUGCGGGUACUCGCCGAUAAACGAACCCCAUGUGACAAGGGAUUACCAGACCUUUAUCAAUAACAUUACGGCUACUUUUUGAAUGGUGUUUUGGUGAAUUUUUUAUGAAAUGAAAAAAUGAUAUUUAAAAAAAUAACGUAAUUAAUUGGCAACACAGAAACAAUACUCUAAAUACGCAUAGGCUAAUUGACAUGAGGCUGUGAGUUAGCAAAAAUAAAAUAAAACACGUGACGAUUGAUCUUAAUUAAUAAAAUAAAGAUAACUUAAGUGAAGUCACAGAACAGAAGAAAUUGUGAGAGCGUUGCACUUCCCGAAUACCCCAGAUGUAACCAAGUUACUACCAGUUCCGCGUCUCGGAAGAUCAGCUUCUUCGUUCUGUGAUGGCGACAUGCAAUCACGCGUACAAAACUGUUAUCGGCCCAUUAUAUAAGUAAAUCAUUGACAAUUCCGAUGUAAAAGCGUGUAAAAUUUGUCCAAAACUGCGUCGGUGAUAAAUAGUGGUGGGAAGAGCAUGUAGCAUUUACUAAUCAGUGUUAUGUAAGCUGUGUAAGGGAGUAAGUGAUAGGAAUAGCCUAAGACUCGGACACAAAACUCUAAGCACAAAUCGGUGCCCGAGGCGUAUGCGAUUCCGAUAGUUAAGACACAAAGAAGAAAUGAAAUCUUCCAUAGGAAAUAAAAUACGUAAGUUAAUGUUCUACACGUAAAAAUAUAUUUCCGUGAAAAUACUGUGCCAUCCGACCUGUAUUAGGAUACUCAACGCUGGUUAAGUCUAGUCAAAUGCUCAAUAUAAAUACGCGGCGUUCGGUGUUGUAAUACAGUAAUAUACUUAUUUAUAAAAUAACACUUAUAUUACGCGAUUCAUUGAAAUAUUUUUCACGCAGUAGAAUACUCGAGACAUCGACUAAAUGUGUUACUAUUACUUCAUACGUCAAAAUUCUAUUAAAAUAAACAUGAGAUGAAUUGCACAACGCCUCCUCUUCGCGCUGCGGCUACGACGUUAUAAAAUUAUUAUUAAAAAUCAAUAAUCUGCAUUGCUCAUGUAAGUACUUCCUUGUAUUUUGAAUCUGUUUCUCUAGUGUAGCUUUUAGAUCGUACGUUCAUUGAUGAUUUUAUAAUGUAUAGCCAGAGCAGCGAGCUUCCCUAACGCAUGAUCAUCGUCACUAUGGGGGAAAACAUAUGGUGUUCACGCACGGCCACUUACACGAAAAUGCGACUUGGCUAUCCAAACUCCAACCCACACGAACAAUAAGCACAGUUGUGACCUAAUUACCCUUCCAGCACAGUAUGUUUUCUCCCUAAAUCAUGAUAGACAGUGAAAAACAAAAGUCCGGAGCGGAAGAAAAAAAUUACGAAUUAUAAAUAAAAAAUUAACGCGAUUGGCGUUUUUGAGCCAAUCGAAUAACUUAGCAAUCGCGCGUUUGACACGACGGGUUCAAACAGUUUGCAAUAAAUAUGUAAAUAAACAUCAAACGGCAACGGUCCAGCUUCGGGUAAGCGAAUUAUUGAAUAAAAAUAACCAAUAGUUUCGAAUUUAAUAAAAAAAAGUAAUAUCAUGUAAUAUCAAUUUCACUGUCUAUUUAUUAGAUAUUCGUUUUCGGUGUUGAUUCCUCUAUUAACUGCAGUCACAAAGUUGGUUCCCAUUCCGUGCUGGCUCGCGAGGCGUGUCAUGGUGCUCGUGAAGCCCCGAAUGCUCGGGACUAACGACAUAACACCGACGCACUGAUUUUUUUCAUGUGUGUCGCUCUAGCAACGCCUGCCUAUUUAUUUAAUAAAAACGCAAUGGGAACAAACUCGCGGUGCAGAGUAGUAUGUGAUACUCCUAGUACAUAACCGUAGUCAAUACUCGUAUCCCAUUUUUGUCAAGAUCAGGGAAAGUACGGACACGUAAAUACUUUUCAUGGUCUUCGUUGCAUUUUCUAACGAACCGAAUAAAUCAUCCCGACUUCCAACCAACUCGAAUGUAAGGAUAGAGAAUAAUUAGCAAAAAUGCAUCGUAAGAUAAAUAAGUCUCAAAAAUAAAGUAUUGAAUAAGUAUUUUACCAACUUCAACGUUAAGAUGUACUAGACAAUGAAAGCAAUGAUAUUUAUAAUUAAAUGAAAUUAUAAAAAAAAAUCAGUCAGCCAUUUUUCUCGUUCGUGCUAGCUGACAUUUGAUACAAAUACGUAUUUUAUAAAACUUAUAAAAAAAUAUAAAAAAAAGUUAAAAACUAAGAUCUUCCGGUAAAAAUCAAUGUUGAAGUUUCUUUUCGUCUUUUUAUGAUUAUUAUAAAAUUAAGAGGUAGGUGUCUGUGUUGGUGAUAUUAACCGAUUUAGUUAAUAUUGUACCUAAGCGUUAGGUAUUUCUAUAUACUUAUUGUGUCGGUUUUAAUAAUUACCUCUACUUCAUUAUAGCUUUUGUGAGGAAGAAUUUGAGUUGCACAACAAAUAGUAGUGGUAUUAAGGGCGCUACACUAAGUCUGACAUUGGGUUUGAGAUUCGCAAUGGUAUCAAAAAAAUGUUGGAGAGCAGAGGUGUUUUUCGCGGGUCGCUGCACACUUACGCUUACCGGCAGUGCCAACGCAUUGCUUCUAGUGACAGUGGACUCGCCAGAACAACACAUGUAGGCCAGGAGCCAGGCUUAGUGUCGUCUUUAGUCUUAAAUGUUGUUCCCAAUAAUUUGUAAGAUCGUUUAAGGUUUAUAUGUAGGGCUCUCCAGCCUCGCUGCUCCAGCGACGCUGGAAAGCCGUACACGCCGUCUUUCUUUGAAAUACGGAAUAGACAUUUUUAAAAAUACUCAUUCCUAAAAGUAAGCAUUUAACCAAAUAUUUACAUCCGUAGUGGUUACUUGGCUGUUUUAAGUAAUUUAUUCAUUAAUAUUUUCACGUAAUUUAUGUGUCUAUAAUUAUUAAUUUAUUGGAAUUAAUUAUAAAUUGAAUAAAAAAAUAUGAAAAAAUGUCACAUUCUCUUCACUUUAUACAAUAGUUUUUACAAUAUGAUAUUUAAUAUCCUCAAUGGUUGUAACUAUACAUUUCUUGUUCUAAAUAUAUAAAAAAACCCGAAA
Ostrinia furnacalis (Asian corn borer) is the source of this 6995-nucleotide messenger RNA. RefSeq names its product ELAV-like protein 2. NCBI's taxonomy places the organism in Eukaryota, Metazoa, Arthropoda, Insecta, Lepidoptera, Crambidae. Gene Ontology annotation, molecular function: RNA binding. Bases 157 to 1218 code for a protein of 353 amino acids. The transcript has a single exon. The record is from RefSeq and is a predicted model, not a curated record. Gene Ontology annotation, cellular component: ribonucleoprotein complex.